Messenger RNA from Camelina sativa (false flax), 859 nucleotides. RefSeq names its product phytolongin Phyl2.1. Lineage: Eukaryota; Viridiplantae; Streptophyta; Magnoliopsida; Brassicales; Brassicaceae. The record is from RefSeq and is a predicted model, not a curated record. Gene Ontology annotation, cellular component: membrane.
UCGAUUCCGAUUUGAUUUUAAAGACAUGAUUACGAAUCCACGUAUGUUGUUCUACACCUGCAUUGCGAAAGGAACAGUGAUUCUCGCGGAGUUCGUUUCGAAUGAAGAGCCAGGAAUCGAAGAUCUAGUCGAGAACGCGCCUCCUCACCACUCGAUGGUCUCUCACACAGUACGCAAGAGAACUUACGCUUUGAUCAUCGAUGGAAAAUUUUUUUCGUAUUUCGCCAUCUUAGACGAGGCCGUUACGAAACCUGAGUCUCUCUGGCUCUUCGAUCGGUUGAAAUCGGUUACUGAGUCUCUUAUGGAAGACGGAUCCACAGCGGAUUCGCUUGUUAAUCAUCCGAGUCGACACUGUCUCCAAUCGAAGCUUGAUCCAGUCUUCGCUGAGAUCACUACUAAUAAGAAUAAGGAUUUGGAAUUGGAGUUUGUUGGAUCUUCUCCUAGGACGAGGGAGAUUAAUAAUCCGAGUUUGGAUUCGUCUAGAGGUCGAAAAGGCGGUGGUGCGUUUAUGCCGCUGUUAGGCAAGCCGUUGAGGGUGUUGAAGAACAAGAAGAGAUUGCAUACUGAUGAGAAGAAGAUGGAUUCAUUAGGAGGAGGAGGUAAUAAAGGAGUUAUAAAUGGUUUGAUGAUUCAUCAUGAUCAUCAUCAUCAUAGACAAAAGGCGAAACAGAUAUGGAAGAAACAUGUUUGGGUUGUUUUGUUGUUUGAUCUCUGCAUCUGUCUUGUUCUGUUUUGUAUCUGGCUUUGGGUUUGUCAAGGCUUUCAAUGCAUCCUCCAAGGUUAAAUAUAUAAAUAAAAAAUACUUUUAUACAGAAAAACUUCAUCAAAUGCCUCUUGGUUUACACGUUUGUGAUGAUGA